GAACAAUAUAAUACCAUAGCAAUACAAGAAAAAAUUGAAGAGAUCGAAAAGGAGUUUGACUUAGUUAUAGUAGUUCAGCACAUAGAGGAGAGCCUGAUUUUGUUGACAGAAUGCUCGGAUUUAACAAUUGAAGAUGUAGUUAUUUUGAAAUAUGCAAAUGUCAGGAACUUUAAAAAAUCCAAACCAAUUUUAACUCCUAAUGAGUACGACAACCUCAUCCAAUGGAACUUAGCUGACACAAUGAUAUACAAUCAUUUCAAUAAAACUCUAUGGGAAAAGAUUGACAAUUUUGGCCGUGGCAAAAUGGACAUAAAGAUAAAAGAACUCCGAAUGGCUCAAUCAAUAAAGCAGAAAGAAUGUGACUCUGUUAAGACGAAACCUAAUUUGAAAAGAAUAGAAGAUUUGAAAAUAAAACAUGACUGUAUGAUCCAAAACCUAAAUUAUAUAGGUGCUGAUAAAUACUUCAGGAAUAAGAUGACUGAGAAAGGAAUCUAUGAUAUUGAAAGAGCUCAAAAAACUUGUAAAUAUCCUCCAGGAAAACAUGGGGAAUGGCGUGAAAAUGUGAGCAAAUAUAAACAUUUAAAAUCAUUAAAUAUUUAAGCCCUGGCCUGGACUCAGUGCAUUGUGGACUGAAUCAUAUUUUUCUGAAGUUGUUGUUUUCAAAGAACAUGACCGUGAAGAGGGAAUGCAAAGUUUAGGAAACAACGCCUGGUUGGAAUGAAUCAGCCACAAUGCAUCAAGUCUCGGGCUUAAAUUCUUUUCACACAUUGCAAAAUAUUUUCUAUGAAAUCACCUAAAAGAUACAAAUUCACGAAAAGAAC
Messenger RNA from Owenia fusiformis, 821 nucleotides. The record is from the annotation of a GenBank genome assembly. NCBI's taxonomy places the organism in Eukaryota, Metazoa, Annelida, Polychaeta, Sabellida, Oweniidae.